Molecule: messenger RNA, 1900 nt
Organism: Bipolaris maydis ATCC 48331
Lineage: Eukaryota; Fungi; Ascomycota; Dothideomycetes; Pleosporales; Pleosporaceae
Source: RefSeq, a predicted model, not a curated record
GAGUCGAGGGUCCACCGAGGCCCAAUUGCACAAGCACACCACCAUGUUCACCUUCAGCGGAAACCUACUGGCGGGGCAGUAUGACACGCAGAAACAGAGGUCCCCUCCACCGAAACCGACACCUGUCACGUUUCCUGCUCUCCACCCGCCCGGGCCGUCACCACAAGCACCACCAGCUUCGUGGUCCCAGCCAGGCGCCAGGAUAAAGGACCAUUUUCUGCGACUGAAGAAGCCCUCCGAUGUCACUGAGGAAACCUUGGCCUUGCUAAACGUCACGUUUCAGCCAGAAAGCGACCUGGAAACAUUCCUUUCGUCCCUGUCAAACAAUGCAGAGUCGUUCUUGCCUCCCAGAUCCUGGUUUGACAGUCCUGGAGAACAACUGUCAAAUACUGCCACUCCCCCCAAACUUCUGAGCAAUGGUAGAAAAGCACCAGAGCAGCGUGACUUUUUUGUCCGUUCAAGAGAAUUGUUGUUCAAUAACGCCGAUGCCUACUCUACCCUCACACGCAAAGGGUGUGGAAGUCAACCACCACUUCGACUGGCUCAUUUCCGGAAAUUCUGGGAAGGACUUGAUAAUCUAGCCUACUAUUGGGACACAUCUUUGGACGAGUACCUGCCCCCACCUCAAGGAGCAAACAGUGAUGAACGAACAGCCUCUAACCCCCUGUCGGGGUCCACUGAUACCAAUCCCCAAGAGGCCUCGGCUGAAACCGACCCGGAGAGGGUAUCUGCACCAAAGUCAGAGCCCUGCAUGCUUGGCACAGAAGAGCCUCGAAAGAAGGCAAAGGUGGGAGACACUAGAGGUGAGAAGCAGUCGAUAUACGUCCAAAAUGACAAAGCUUCUGGAAGAGACCUGUCGAAUGAAUCGGCACAUCCAGAACGCAUACAUCGAAACAACGUUGAUACGCUUGGAACCCCAAGAGGCACUAACAAAAAGGCCGAGAACACGCUAGCCGACGUUCCUCGAGGCACCUAUAGAGGCUAUCGUAUAGGCAAUGGGGCUGGGAUGCCUGAUCAGUAUCGGAUUGAGUGCGUGCGUUCUUUCCUAGAGCCUAUUACAUGGGCUUUUGGUGUGACACUCUUUCCACAUCGCCGCCCGCCUGUGCUCACAAUCGAGCACAUUCGAUUUCCGGUCCGUAUGAGCUCUGUAGCUUGGCGCGGCCCUCAAGACAGAAUCAAGGCUAGGCAGGGUUGCCUGGAAGGUCCUGUACUAGGCAUGCAGUGUCGAGCCGAUGUUAACUUUGGAGCAACCGGAAAACUAGAAGCCCAGUCCACUCUAGAUGCUGUAAGAGAGUUAGGGGGCCUGCUGUUGCUUGCACAAGAGAGAGCUAGAGAAGGCAAAUGUGAGCAAAGAGCGGGUGAAGGCAAAUGGUGGACGACAAAAGAGCGCUGGGGCGGAGGCCCUGGGGGCGAAGUUGGUGAGGCUAUUGGAGUUGCUGAGAUCCUUGAAAAGGACGCAGUUUCCAAGCCAGAAGAAAAGCCUGUUGAGAGAAAUCGAGACGGGUCCAAAGCUCGUCGGAGGCCAACACCAGCUGAAGUCUGGAAGACACUGCGACCCGGAAAUCCGCUUUGGGACCCAAAGGUCACAUACGAGGCGAUUGGCAAAGAUAGGACCAUCGCGUGGGACGAUGUAUUCAUGGUAUCGUCAUUGAACCACCACAUCAGCUUGUUAAGGCUUCGCAUACAUCCAGCAUAUCUGGAGCUCAUCACUGAAGGCAGACACCCUGUUGAAACGCCACCGGAAUCUGACUGGUGCUCGCCAAAAUUACAGAGAACAAGAUGGUUCGACUUGUUCAACAUUGAAGAUCGCGCUGAAGCUAUGAGAGGGGUUUGGGGCAUCAUGUCCUAUCUCAUGCGCACAGACAGCGCUGGCCAUGGAAAUGCUGGUAUGAGUGAAUGA